Cooperia oncophora is the source of this 3825-nucleotide messenger RNA. The record is from the annotation of a GenBank genome assembly. Lineage: Eukaryota; Metazoa; Nematoda; Chromadorea; Rhabditida; Trichostrongylidae.
AUGUCGAACAAAGAUGACGAUCGACGCCUUUUCGAACAUUUCGUGAUCGCUGGUCUUUCGCAGGAAGCACCUGAGCAAGCCACCCCAUCAUCACAAGAAUUCGGCUUUCGGAACAGUUCUCCUCUCGCUCCAAUUACUGAUAUCUGUGUCAUAUUCCCUAGUCUUGGUGAAACGGCUCCCGAAGGCUACGAGAUAAUUGAAACCACACAAUUGGGGUAUCCUGCUGAUCUAAAUCAUGGCUCAAUACGUAUGCCAAGCGUCUUUCUCUGUUAUCGCAGGGGAUAUCACAAGCCUCCAUUGCUGGACAUUGGACUGAUUGAAUAUGGACGGGGUGAAAAGCCUAUGGUGGAUACUAACAUUGUGCAGACAACGCCUUUUGGACGGCCGGCGAAUGUUAAUAACGCUUCUCAAAAUAUAUUUCUAACUUAUCGACGGGCUGUUCCCAGUAGUGCACCGAGCCAGUUUGUUGUAACCGACAUCUGCGUUAUACUUGCUAAUAAGGGAGAAAUUCCUUUGCAUACUUACUACAAAAUUCCGAAGAAUUUAAAUAAGGGUAUGGUUGGUUCAGAUGUUUAUAUCUGCUACAAGAAAUCACAGUGCUCUACAAAACGAUUAGCAUACAAACCAACAGUUCUCGAUUACUUCCCGAAAGGAAAGGGCGGAGAUAACAACGACGAUGAUUUCAAAUUGGCUCAGAAUAUAUCGCUGUUUUGUCUUCCCAUGGGUGCGCUUAUCGAAUGUUGGCCAGUGAAAUGCCAACCACCGGACAGAGUUUUCUCAACCUUUGUUCUCACCGAUGAAAACGGAACAAAGUUCUAUGGCGCUUCUGUAUCAUUCUUCGAGAAGUAUGAUGAAAAGUUGUCGGAAGAGCAAUUAGAACAAUUAGAACUCAAUUCAUCAGGCCGGGUAGAUGAAGCUGGUGCAGUUGAGGAUAGCUCGAGUAACAACGAUCCUGCUGACGAGAUGACUUUUUACACGAACAUUGCCAUAUGCAUUAUAUCGAGAUAUCCCUUCUUCAACUCUUUCAAACGUUUUCUUUACUACAUACACAGGAUGUCUAUAGGAGGAGGAGUGCAUGCUGUCCCCAUCGAACGUUACAUUUCUCAUUUGAUGUUCGAAGUGUCUUUUCCUACACCACGACGUCCAUAUGUUCUCAUGCAGCUAGGAUCUGAAACAAUCAGUUUUGACUCAUACGACGAGAGCCAAUUACCCUUGAACGGUACUUUUUCUAUUCAGACUAAACGGUCUGGAUUCAGCCACAUGGAUGGUGUCUUCACUCAUUUUUACCAUUCCAUUCUAGGUGCUCAGCUGUGCGACACGCUCAGAGCGCUUGGUACAGACAACCUUAUUUAUCUAAUGAUGCUCGCGCUGUUGGAACAAAAAAUAUUGGUACAUUCGCUGAGGUCGUGGAUGUUGACGGCUGUUGCUGAGAGCGUCUGUGCCCUGAUGUUUCCUUUCCAUUGGCAAUGUCCAUAUGUUCCUCAGUGUCCUCUCGGGUUGGCCGGUGUUCUUCAUGCUCCUUUGCCAUUUAUUGCUGGAGUCGAUUCAAGAUACUUUGACUUGUAUGAAGACCCUCCUCCCGAUGUGACCUGCUUCGACCUAGACACGGCCACGAUAAGUCAGUCAUUGAAUCGACAAACAUUAAAGCUGUCGAUUCUGCCGAAGAAACCAACAAAACAACUGAAGGCGACGCUGGAUGACUUAUUCAGGAGGCUAAAUAAAGAGGCCUUCGAUCUUGGAAGUAAGAAAGCGGAUUAUGUUCCUGUGGAUCGUGAAAUGGUGAUACAAAAGAAACGAAAAGAGUUGGAGAUGGCAAUUCAUGAUGCGUUUUUGAGAUUUAUGGCGAAUCUAAUGCGUGGUUACCAGUCGUUUUUGAAGCCUAUCAAAAAAGGUUUCCUGAAAUCAAGGGAUAAAUCUGGAGUGGAGUUUUUUAAAAGAUUCGGCGCUACUCAAUCUUUCAUUCGUUUCAUUGAAGAGCGUAGCUUCAUAUCCGAUAAGAGCACGUACAACGCUUUCUUUGAUGAUUGUAUAGCAAAAGUGGACGCCUGUGAAUGGAGUGAUGUGCCUCUUCUAGAGUCUGAUUCCUCCGCCCACCUCAAUAAUACUUCUGUGUUCAUUGCACCUCCAGAACCGAUCAUUGAUCCUGCCACGGGACUUGAGCGUGAAUUCAAAUAUGAACGGUUCCCACGUCGUUUGGAUCCUGCCCUGUUUCAGCUGGAUCAGCUGAAUUUGAAUCGCACCGCUGACCAGCACACUGUACCAGUGCAGUACGAACACAAUCGAUGUGCCGCGGUUCGAACAAAACCUGAAAUGAAAUCGUCCAUUCUUGCGGCGACGAACUCAGUGCGCACAAACCCUUUGCACUGGCCGAAAACCCUCCUGUUCUAUGCUUAUUCACUGUGGUUUAUGCAGUUACCGAGUCUUGUCGCCAUUGCUCCGAACAAGCGUAAAAUUCUACUGUUGGCCUUUCAUAUUUUGGAUAGAAUGGAGCAUACAGAAGUUUUUCCUCUGGAUCAAGUUUGCUACCGCAUCCUCAUUGAACUUUGUGGCGAGUGUGGAGAACCUUCGCUAGCUGUGAAAGUGCUUCAAGCAAUGCAUCGUGCUGGGGUUGAGCAAAAUGCCGUCACAUAUGGAAUUUACCAUCGUGCCGUGCUGAAUGCUAAGUGGCCUUCUCCUUCUCGACAACGGGCAAUAUCUGCGUGGGCUACGCUACGGCUGCAUCUGCAAGCUGUGGCUAAAUUCAAAAUGUGCAUACGUUCGAAUGCACACACAAUAUAUCCUCCUGUGACAGACACGCAAUCAGUGAGUGACAGUGGAUAUCACAGUGAUAAAGCAGCCGAAGAAAAGCGUUUGGAGGCGCUCGAAUUGGAAACGAAACCCUAUGUCAUUUCGUAUCAUCCCGUUCAAGGAAAUGGGAAGGAGCACAAUCUUUCCGGUUCUGAUGACGACUCUGGCGCUAAAAUCAACCCACUGGAUCCCCUCGGAGCUCUGUCGAGUGCGGAAACUCCGAAAAGUCCAAGUACACCCAAGCUUUCUACAAACUACAUGCCAAUGAGUCCAAGCAGGGCCAAGUUCAUGGCAGAGCUAGAAUCCACUCCUUUCGCCAGCGAGUUCAAUUCUAAAUCAGAGAAUAAGACACCCAACAAAUCUAUUGGUUGGUUGAAAGGAAUAACGAACAGCCCAUUAUUGAAAAUGAUCCGCAGUCAAACGUUUGAUCCAAAGCCUCCAGAUCCGGAAACGCAAGGAAUGUCAGUGAGUCCAAGUCUCCAUGCCCUUGUCAACCAAGUAUGGAAGGGAUAUGAUGACGUCCGGAUGGACGCUGUCUCUUCCAAGCUGAAGCUAGGAGUUUCCUCACUAGUGCGCGAAGUCAAAAGCCUCAACCGCUCUUAUCGUGAACGGGGCAGUGGGACCCUUUUCGGCGACGACUCGGACGAUGAGGCGGUGGAUAUAGAUGAAGAGGACAACGCUUACCAGCUAGACUGUGGCAAGGCCGACUCCAUUCUGAGUGAUGACUGGUGGCUGAGAGAGGUUUAUCUGCAACUGCGACGAAAUGAAAUGCGUAAAGUGGAGAAAGAGGAGGCGAAGGAAGCACCAUCUCCAAGUUCAGGUAUCGUCGACGUGACACUGUCGUCUUGUACACCAUGUCCAAACUGCCGAAUGAUGAUAUACGAUGAGGAGAUUAUGUCAGGAUGGAAAGUGGAUGACCAGAAUCUCAACACCAUUUGUCCAUAUUGUGUUCCACCAGAGGAGGUGAAAUCAGAAGCGGAGCGUAGUGGGGUAAUGUUUUAUUCCUUAAAUGGAUAUAAAAUUUCCUUCUAUGGCUGA